This is a messenger RNA of Anastrepha ludens (Mexican fruit fly), 4905 nucleotides long. RefSeq names its product GTP-binding protein Rit2 (gene Ric). The record is from RefSeq and is a predicted model, not a curated record. Gene Ontology annotation, biological process: Ras protein signal transduction. The transcript has 6 exons. NCBI's taxonomy places the organism in Eukaryota, Metazoa, Arthropoda, Insecta, Diptera, Tephritidae. Gene Ontology annotation, cellular component: plasma membrane. Gene Ontology annotation, molecular function: GDP binding; calmodulin binding; GTPase activity. The coding region runs from base 362 to 1009 and encodes 215 amino acids.
GUCAUUAUUGACAGCAUAACAAUGCCACUAAAUACACAUAAAAAGUCGAAAAAUCGAAUUGCGAGAAGAAUGGUGCACUUAAAUUAAAUUUCGUUGUUUCUAUUUUAAGUCCAAAGUUGGCACGCAAAAUUAAGUUUUAAUAAAUCUAAAGUGAUUAAAAAAACAACCGAACAAAUCCCAGGAUGAUGAUUGAAAACUAACUUAUAUCUGUUUUGUUUGGUCAUCGCCAGUGUCUGGAACUUCAGAAUUAGAAACACAGGCAACAUACAAAACUGACAACAUCAUAAUUAUUGAUAAAGAUGAAAGCAAUGUUUAUUUUUUAAGGCUAUCUGUAUACUCAGAAAAAUAAAUUUAACGAGCUAUGCCAGAAAAACGGAAUACACCGCAUGAAUUGCGUGUCUACAAAAUUGUGAUACUAGGUGAUGGAGGCGUUGGAAAGUCGGCUGUCACUUUGCAAUUCGUAAGUCAUAGUUUUACGGAUUACCAUGACCCAACUAUCGAAGACUCCUAUCAGCAACAAGCAGUUAUUGAUGGUGAAGCAGCACUGCUGGACAUACUCGAUACUGCUGGCCAGGUUGAGUUCACAGCUAUGCGUGACCAAUAUAUGCGUUGUGGCGAAGGUUUCAUAAUAUGUUAUUCAGUAACAGACAGACACAGUUUUCAAGAGGCGUCAGAGUAUCGCAAACUAAUUCAACGCGUAAGACUAUCUGAGGACAUACCAUUAGUGUUAAUAGCAAACAAGAUUGAUUUGGUGUUAGCAAGAAAAGUAACAACUGAGGAAGGAAAAAAUUUGGCUAAUCAGUUUGGCUGUCCUUUUUUCGAGACGUCUGCUUGUGAGAGGCUUUGCAUUGAUGAACCUUUCUACACACUUGUACGAGAAAUACGUCGAAAAGAGGCACAAGGUAGCGGUACAAGCUCGGAAAAGUUACAUUCCCGCCGCAGAAGUCGUUGGUGGCGGAUACGUUCGAUUUUUGCUUUGGUUUUUCGACGCCGCAGAAAUCUCAAUUAAGUGCACGGAAAUACAUUGAUAUGUCAUGCCAAUAGUAGUAAUUCAUGGGCAACUAUAAAGAUACACACUAUAAAUUGGAAAAGCAUGGGCAGACUUGUGAAGGUUGUAUUUCGACCCACUCUUAUCUUAUUAAUAUUUAUUUAAACCAAAUACAUUAAAAAUGCCAGUCUCUCCUACACCGGCCUCAAAAUUGUGUAGGCUUAUAAGUUCUUUAUGCUGACUUCAUAUAUAUGAUUGGCCAAAUUAUUUCACUAUCUGGUUUGCAGCACAUGCUGCACAUACAUAUACGUUAUAUGCACCAUUUGUUUGAAAUGACCAAGCUACAGCAAUUAGUAGUUUAUUGAUUCUUAUGGAAUUAUGGACAUAGUUACUCUAACUGUGUAAAGUCGAACGACCGAGGAUUGAAACACAUGUUACAUGUUUUUGAAUGAAAUUGAAUAUAUCGAAUCAAAUGGAUACUUUAUUUUAAAAUGUGAGUUCUAAACACAUUGAGAUUCAUCGAUACCAAAUAUGCAUGUCAUAUAAAAACAUCUUUGUACGUAUGUGAAACUAAAAAAAUAUAUGUAUAUCUGUUAAUAAACCAAGUAAUUAGCUCUUUAGUCGUGUCCUGUAAAUACAUAUGAAUAUAAAUAUGUAUGUAUGAAAAUUAAAUUUAUUAGAAAUGGAAGAACAUGAAACGUGGUGACGAAUAAACAGAUAUUAUACAGGUAAAAGAAAUAGAGAACCCAAAGUCUUCAGUAAACUGUUUUUUUAAGUAUACUAAAUCUCUAAAUGAGGUGUUGAUAAAACGUAUACACAAUUCUUCCAAAUGAAUUGAUUCAACCUUCAAAGUUAAAUUGCUAAAUUUAAUCAAAAAAAAAAAAAAUAUAUAUAUAUAUAAAGUUACAUAAAACUUGUUAAUUUUGUGCAAAAUAACUAGCUGUGUUAUACUCACAGGACAUAUUUGAGUGAGUGAUACAUUUUCUAAUGCGCCAACUAAUGCGAUCUCAAUCUAACACACAUAUAAGCCAUAUUACUAUUAUUGUUGGGAAAUGUUUCGAAUACUUCCAAACAUCACGCUAUCAAUCUCCUAAAUUUCUACUAAACAAACUGAUGUAAUUGUUACAGAUUUGUUAUCUACUCUAUAAUGCAAAACAUACUCAAUUAAGCAAAUAGUUUAAUUUCAAUUAAAAACUGUUAUUCUAUGGAUGUCAGAUUUUAGUGUGUUACUGAAUUCACUUUUGUUUAAAUUUAAUCUACUUAAGUAUGUAAUUAUUUAUGUAAUUUAUUUGUUGUUUUAUUGUAAUUGUUAUUGAAUAACUAUGUAAAUAUAUGUAUGCACAUAUUAUAAAUUACGUACAUUAUAACACUUAGGUAUGGUGUUCCAAUAAAAAUUGUUACUAAAAAAAAUUGCAAGAGUACAGCAGAAUUUUAGAUGGGCAGAUGCCAAGUAAGCAAAACGUAGCAACUGUAAGUUCCUUUAUUAUUGAAAGAUUUCAUUUGAUCAUUUUCAAAUAUAAUAUACCAACUAAAGAAAUACUGUAUUUAUUAAUUUCCUGAACCUUUUUGUAUAAAUUUAUUUAUUUAUAAUUAAAUAUUAUGCGUAACUCGUUAUAUACAUGUGUAAAUCGAAUGAAACUGGCUUUCGAAUAAACCGCAUAUUAAUCCAUUGUGAGAUAAUUGAGAAGUGUUAAUCAUAAAAUAUAUAUGUAUAGAGUUUUUUCUCAAGUCAAAUACAAGUACGUUAUAGUAAUAUUAUAGAACUUCGAAAAUUACGUAACAGAGACGAGAGCAGUGAAGUGUGGAUAAAACAUUUUAAUACAUCUCAACACUUUAAAACUUCAACCUUCGUUCUAAUAAAGGAAUUUCCAUUAAGAACAAUAUAUUUUGAAUUUGAAACAUUUGAAAUUUCACAUUUAUAUGCUCUUUUAUUUCGGCAGGCACAAGGUAGCGGUACAAGCUCGGAAAAGUUACAUUCCCGCCGCAGAAGUCGUUGGUGGCGGAUACGUUCGAUUUUUGCUUUGGUUUUUCGACGCCGCAGAAAUCUCAAUUAAGUGCACGGAAAUACAUUGAUAUGUCAUGCCAAUAGUAGUAAUUCAUGGGCAACUAUAAAGAUACACACUAUAAAUUGGAAAAGCAUGGACAGACUUGUGAAGGUUGUAUUUCGACCCACUCUUAUCUUAUUAAUAUUUAUUUAAACCAAAUACAUUAAAAAUGCCAGUCUCUCCUACACCGGCCUCAAAAUUGUGUAGGCUUAUAAGUUCUUUAUGCUGACUUCAUAUAUAUGAUUGGCCAAAUUAUUUCACUAUCUGGUUUGCAGCACAUGCUGCACAUACAUAUACGUUAUAUGCACCAUUUGUUUGAAAUGACCAAGCUACAGCAAUUAGUAGUUUAUUGAUUCUUAUGGAAUUAUGGACAUAGUUACUCUAACUGUGUAAAGUCGAACGACCGAGGAUUGAAACACAUGUUACAUGUUUUUGAAUGAAAUUGAAUAUAUCGAAUCAAAUGGAUACUUUAUUUUAAAAUGUGAGUUCUAAACACAUUGAGAUUCAUCGAUACCAAAUAUGCAUGUCAUAUAAAAACAUCUUUGUACGUAUGUGAAACUAAAAAAAUAUAUGUAUAUCUGUUAAUAAACCAAGUAAUUAGCUCUUUAGUCGUGUCCUGUAAAUACAUAUGAAUAUAAAUAUGUAUGUAUGAAAAUUAAAUUUAUUAGAAAUGGAAGAACAUGAAACGUGGUGACGAAUAAACAGAUAUUAUACAGGUAAAAGAAAUAGAGAACCCAAAGUCUUCAGUAAACUGUUUUUUUAAGUAUACUAAAUCUCUAAAUGAGGUGUUGAUAAAACGUAUACACAAUUCUUCCAAAUGAAUUGAUUCAACCUUCAAAGUUAAAUUGCUAAAUUUAAUCAAAAAAAAAAAAAUAUAUAUAUAUAUAUAAAGUUACAUAAAACUUGUUAAUUUUGUGCAAAAUAACUAGCUGUGUUAUACUCACAGGACAUAUUUGAGUGAGUGAUACAUUUUCUAAUGCGCCAACUAAUGCGAUCUCAAUCUAACACACAUAUAAGCCAUAUUACUAUUAUUGUUGGGAAAUGUUUCGAAUACUUCCAAACAUCACGCUAUCAAUCUCCUAAAUUUCUACUAAACAAACUGAUGUAAUUGUUACAGAUUUGUUAUCUACUCUAUAAUGCAAAACAUACUCAAUUAAGCAAAUAGUUUAAUUUCAAUUAAAAACUGUUAUUCUAUGGAUGUCAGAUUUUAGUGUGUUACUGAAUUCACUUUUGUUUAAAUUUAAUCUACUUAAGUAUGUAAUUAUUUAUGUAAUUUAUUUGUUGUUUUAUUGUAAUUGUUAUUGAAUAACUAUGUAAAUAUAUGUAUGCACAUAUUAUAAAUUACGUACAUUAUAACACUUAGGUAUGGUGUUCCAAUAAAAAUUGUUACUAAAAAAAAUUGCAAGAGUACAGCAGAAUUUUAGAUGGGCAGAUGCCAAGUAAGCAAAACGUAGCAACUGUAAGUUCCUUUAUUAUUGAAAGAUUUCAUUUGAUCAUUUUCAAAUAUAAUAUACCAACUAAAGAAAUACUGUAUUUAUUAAUUUCCUGAACCUUUUUGUAUAAAUUUAUUUAUUUAUAAUUAAAUAUUAUGCGUAACUCGUUAUAUACAUGUGUAAAUCGAAUGAAACUGGCUUUCGAAUAAACCGCAUAUUAAUCCAUUGUGAGAUAAUUGAGAAGUGUUAAUCAUAAAAUAUAUAUGUAUAGAGUUUUUUCUCAAGUCAAAUACAAGUACGUUAUAGUAAUAUUAUAGAACUUCGAAAAUUACGUAACAGAGACGAGAGCAGUGAAGUGUGGAUAAAACAUUUUAAUACAUCUCAACACUUUAAAACUUCAACCUUCGUUCUAAUAAAGGAAUUUCCAUUAAGAACAAUA